Molecule: messenger RNA, 1437 nt
Organism: Phaeoacremonium minimum UCRPA7
Lineage: Eukaryota; Fungi; Ascomycota; Sordariomycetes; Togniniales; Togniniaceae
Product: putative mate efflux family protein
Exons: 1
Coding region: 1-1437 (478 amino acids)
Biological process (GO): xenobiotic detoxification by transmembrane export across the plasma membrane
Cellular component (GO): membrane
Molecular function (GO): xenobiotic transmembrane transporter activity; antiporter activity
Source: RefSeq, a predicted model, not a curated record
AUGGCUGACGAUGACUGCCUGUACAACAAUGAAGCUGCACCGCUAUUACCAGAUGCAGAGCGCCACGAAUUCAAAGGCCCAGUGGACAGCUGGUGGGCAGAAGUAUGGCUUCUAGCAGAAUACUCCCUCCCUCUCAUCGCGACCUACCUCCUGCAGUACUCCUUCACCGUUAUAACGACCUUCGUGGCGGGCCACCUCGGCGCGGAGGACCUCGCGGCCGCCAGCAUCGGCGUCACGACGAUGAAUAUUGUGGGCCUGUCCAUCUUCGAGGGCAUGGCGACAGCCCUCGACACGCUAUGCGCCCAGGCCUAUGGCUCUGGCCACGCCACGGGCGUCGGACUUCACGUCCAGCGCAUGCUUCUCCUCAUGCUUCUCGCCGCUCUCCCCAUCGGCGCCAUUUGGCUGUGCUCGCCCUCGGUCCUGCCCCUGUUCGUCCGACAGCGAGAGCUCGCCGUUAAGGCGGGCGCCUUCUUGCAAGUCAGUCUGAUCGGACUGCCCGGGUACGCAUCGUUCGAGGCCGGCAAGCGAUUCCUGCAGGCACAAGGUGAUUUCCGCACCGGCAUGGUGAUCUUAAUCAUCUGCGCGCCGGUCAACAUCCUGCUGGCGUGGAUCUUCGUCUUUAAGCUCGAGAUGGGCCUCAGCGGCGCCGCGCUGGGCGCCGCCCUCACUAACGACCUCCGCGUCGUCCUUCUCCUCCUCUACAUCGUCGUCUUCGGGACGUGGUCGCACAAAUGCUGGGGAGGCGUCUCACACAGUACCCUCUUCCGGGACUGGAGUCCGAUGGUGCAGCUGUCUCUUGCGGGCUCGGCCCUGACGCUGGCGGAGUGGGCGGCAUUCGAGAUCCUGACCUUUAGCACCUCGUACGUUAGCACCGUGCACCUCGCCGCGCAGACGAUCCUGACCACCAUGUCGGUGAUCGUCUGGCAUGUUCCUUUCUCCGUCAGCGUCGCUGUUAGCACGCGCGUCGGCCAUCUGAUCGGUGCGGGCCGGGUGUUGACCGCUCGGCGGGCCGUGGUGCUCUACGGUGUUGUGUUUACGGCGAUUGGGAUCUGCGAUGGUGCCUUCCUCAUCUUGUUACGUGACCGUCUCGGACCAAUCUUCUCGGAUGAUGCCAUUGUCCAGGAUAUCGUCGCUAAGUCCAUGUAUGCGGUCGGUGCAUUCCAAGUCUUCGACGCCAUCAUCUGCGGAUGCAACGGAACACUUCGGGGUCUCAGUCGCCAAUCUGUUGCCGCAUGUGUCGUCUUCGCAGUUGAUUACCUAGUAGCGGUCCCUUUCGCGAUCUGGCUGGAGCUCGGCCGGCUGCACUUGGAUUUGAACGGUGUCUGGAUCGGUCUUGGCUUGGGAAUGGUUGUCAUUGCCAUCAUCGAGUGUACCUACAUGAAACUUAUAAGUUGGCAAGACUGUGUCAACAGUGUGCGGUUGAGAGAGGAGACGUAA